Messenger RNA from Drosophila navojoa, 1722 nucleotides. RefSeq lists its product as uncharacterized. Gene Ontology annotation, molecular function: protein binding. Lineage: Eukaryota; Metazoa; Arthropoda; Insecta; Diptera; Drosophilidae. The record is from RefSeq and is a predicted model, not a curated record.
AGAGUGCCAUCGCUAGCAUAAUUUCUAAUGUGUUUGUUAUUUUUUUUCGAAUGAUAAGCCGCAUUAGGGUAUUUUCGUAGUCAAUAUGGUGAAAGUAGGCAAGGCGCGUAGCAAGGAGCGUGCCGCGCGCAGCGAUAAUGAAGUACACUCAAACAGCAACGAUGACGACACCACAAACAAGUCCGCAAAAUCAAAGACCAUUAAGAAGCGUGGGGAUGCGGCAAGCCGGAAAAAGAGCAAAACGCGUAAGCAAAGAAGAACGCGCGAUAGCUCUAGCUCGAGCUCCUCAGACAGCAGCGGUAGCAGCAGUAGUAACAGUGGCAGCAGCAGCAGCAGUAGUAGCAGCGACUCUUCCAAAUCCUCCCAUGAAAAUAAACGCGCCAAAAAAUCUAAGCUGAGCAAAGACGCAAAGGAGAAACAGCCACAGCAGCAACAACAACAACAGCAACGAGAGCCCGUUACACUGGAGAAUAAAGUGCAAGAGCAGCGUUCCAAAUGGGAUAGUCCAGAGCGCCAUAGUUCCAGCAAAAACAUAAACAAGAGUCGCAAACGUAGUCGCAGUCGCGAUGGCGAGCGUGAGCGAGAGCGCGUGCGUGAAAGGGACAGAGAUAGGGAAAGAGAGCGAGAUAGGGAGCGGGAUAGAGAACGAGAUCGUGAGCGUGACAAUCAAAUGCGACGCGGUCGUGAGAGGGAACGGGAACGGGACAGAGAGCGAGGACGAGAUCGAGAGCGCAGCAAGGAUCGCCGCCAGCAGCCGCAGCAGCGUACGCGUAGUAAUGAGCGAAGGGGAGAACGACCACGUCGCUCGUCCGCCGAUGGACGUCGUCGCAGCAGGAGUCACAGUCGCAGUCGUAGUCCGAGGGAUCGUGGCUACAGAGGCGGCGCAGGUGGACCACGGCGACAGCAACAACGAUCACGCAAUGAUAAUCGCAAUCGCGACGACGAGCAUUUCGAAUGGGGCAAGCCGAGCGACAAGGACAAGCCGCCGGCAUCCAAUGAAGCCGAACCCAUUGAUAAGGAGAAACCCAAUUUUGGACUAAGCGGUGCCCUGACUGAAGAUACGAAUAAAGUGAACGGUGUUGUUGUUAAAUACUCAGAGCCACCCGAGGCACGUAAACCGAAGCGUCUGUGGCGUCUAUAUCCAUUCAAAGGAGAAACGGCGCUGCCCACAUUGCACAUACAUAGGCAGAGCUGUUUUCUGGUGGGACGCGAUCGCAAGGUAGUCGAUUUGGCUGUCGAUCAUCCCAGUUGCAGCAAGCAGCAUGCGGCUCUGCAAUAUCGCCUGGUGCCCUUCGAGCGCGACGACGGCAGCACAGGCAAACGGGUGCGCCUCUAUCUUAUUGACCUGGACUCAGCAAACGGCACGUUUCUCAACAAUAAGAAAAUCGAUUCACGCAAAUACUAUGAGCUAAUGGAAAAGGAUGUCAUCAAGUUUGGCUUUAGCUCGCGGGAAUAUGUGCUGUUGCACGAGAACAGCAAGGAGGACCAGGAGGAUGAUGAUGUGCAUAUCAAAGACGAGCCGCUAGAUUCAGCUGCCGAUCUGACGACUGCGCAAAUCUGAAAGAGAAGAGUUACUACAAUGAUUGCUUGCUGGCUCUCUCUCUCUCUCUCUCUCUCUCUCUCUCUCUGUCUAUGUCUGUGUCUGUCUUUAUAUGCACUCUAUUCUUAAACUAAGUUCGUUUGUAUACAAAACAAACUAAAAACUGAAACAACAUAUGUAUA